AUGCACAAUCGGUGUUUGAAAUACAAAACUGACGUAAUAUUAACACAAGAAAUGUCGCAAAACUAUCCCAAAGACUCUUUGGACCGAUUCGGUGAUGACAUGUGCGAACACAUAUUGUCAUAUCUCACUCUCGAGGACCGAUUCCGGUGUGAAUGUGUGUCCAAACAGUGGCGGCGAUUGAUAUACACGACACAAACGGAUUUCAUGUGUACUUACAGUCAAACCCCGUUUAUAUAUUGCAAAUUGUUUGUGGAUUACGAGCGCAUAAUCCGUGCAUUACUUCACAAAUGCGUUAAUCUGUCGUACAUUGAGAUCAGAGAUCAAAGGUUUAACGAAAGGAUCGGUUCAAUGCUUGACAUAAUCGCCGAUUGCUUUCACAAUCCAUUGAACGAGAUAUCGUUGCCAUUGAAUGGCAGCCAAUGGGAGCCAUCGGGCGAUCAUAUGAUACAACUGUUGGACGAAAGACUCACCGAACAGAUCCCAUCGGCUAUGCGAAAGACCAGUGGAUUGCCAUUGAAUCAAUGGAUUAAACACCAGUUGAACAGACAGUACGCGAACGUCAAACUGUCCGUAAAACUA
Medioppia subpectinata is the source of this 579-nucleotide messenger RNA. The record is from the annotation of a GenBank genome assembly. Lineage: Eukaryota; Metazoa; Arthropoda; Arachnida; Sarcoptiformes; Oppiidae.